AUGACCCUUUACCGUCGCGAUCUGAUUCUAGCUGGCGUCGGUGGAUUUAUCGCAUGGGGCCUGGUAGUUCGCUGGCUGCCGUUCCUUCGAUAUCUAGGAUGGGCCGUGGCGCUGGGCGCCGCCCUCUCAUCCGCUGGUUUCCUCGCUCUCGUUGUCUUCACCGUCCGAAGUACUGCGAGAAGUGCUCGCAGUUCAAAAAAUGUCUCAGUGGCGUUCAUCACUCCCAAGAACUGGCGGAAAGAAGUGUUCAAUGCGCGGAAGACGGCCCGAUACCAAAGAAAACCAUUAUACCCCGAAUCCUUUGUCGUGUCAGAAGGACUCGACGAACUGUUUUCGUUCAUAACGCGAGACUUUGUAUCGUCGUGGUAUCAUAAUAUUAGUCCCAAUCCGACCUUCCCAAAUGAAAUCGAUCGAGUGAUCCGCGGGGCCCUCGAAAACCUGCGAGAUCGACUGCUGGCAGAAGAUUUGAUCUCUUUGAUCAUAUCGCGCAUCGUCCCGAUAUUGACCACUCACCUCAAGGAGUUCGAUGUGGCGGAGCGUUUAGUCCGUGGGCGAAAUCUGGAUCGAAAUGUGACGGAAUCCGAAGAGCUAGAUCGCGCCAUCGCCAACAAGUUCCGCGAAGGUCGUCUUCAUCCUGCAGCGGCUCUUUCGGCAUCUGAUCCCAAGCUUGUACAGCAGGAGUAUCUUCGAAAGAUAGCCGUGACCCUCUCCCCGCAGCUGUUUCCAGAAAGCGUCCUCAACAGUAGGAUCGUUUCGGUCUUGAUCCAUGAAAUCAUCUCGUGCGCGGUGCUCAUACCCAUCAUGACAGCGUUGUCUGAUCCGGAUACGUGGAAUCAGCUGGUGGAAGCAUAUGGACGGACCGCUUUGCAGGACCGAAAGACCGUUCGUAAGCUGCGCGCUGCGCUGGACGAGCACGCAUCCCCAGCCCCAAAAUCCAAGCGCGGUCAGCCAUUUCCGCGACUGGCUGCGAAUGAUUCGGAGCGAGUCUUUGAACGGUUCGUCCGAGCUAUCAGAAGAUGUAACAAUCUGUCAGAUGCUCGUCGGUUCCGCGCAGCGGUUGUCAGUCAAUUGAAGCGGGAGAGUAUGGUUGCGGGACAAGAUCCGGUCUAUCUUAAACGCCUAGAAACAGGCAAACGAGUCCUCGACCAGAAGGUUGCAAAUCUCGCUGUCCCUGGGGGUAUCCCCUCCACCCCACCCAUACCUCAGGUCGCAGUGAAUGCGCCUCAUACCAAUCCCCCAAUAGCGAAGGAGACAGCCCUUGCGGAUGUGCUCCACCAGGCAUCGGGCCUCUCCUACUUUAUGGAGUUCAUGGAUCGCCAGAAAUUGAUGUCUCUGGUUCAAUACUGGAUCGUUGUAGAUGGGUUCCGCAACCCGCUGGAGGACGACUUUGGGGACGAAGCAUCGCCGUCAUCUACAGCAUGGAGUACUUCUGAUCGAAAUGACAUUGCUCUCCUCAGUGAAACUUAUCUCAACAAGCCAGAGCUGAAAGUGUCCGACGAGUCUCGCAAAGCAGUCAAGACCUUUCUCAGUGCUGGGAAGCGCGCGACCGCGGAGCAGUAUCGCAAGGCCCGCAGAGUCGUGUUAUCGACACAAUCCGCCGUACUGGAAGAACUGGAGGCGAAUUUCUACCCGAAAUUCAAAGAGUCGGAUCUUUAUUGGAAAUUUCUUGCGUCGGAUGAGGCCUCUGGCUCAAACGCCGCGGCUAAACCUCCAACACCGACCGUUACAUUCGAACCUCCCGAGCGACGACCUUUACCACCUCUCAUUGUACGAACAAGCUCGCAGCCGGGAACUAGACCGCCAAGGGACCUUCGACGGGCAGCCGUCUCAUCGAGCGACGUGCGUGGCAUGGGCAAGCUUUUCGAUGACGACGAUUCCCGGCGACGGUCAAUCGAUUCCGACCGAUCAGUACCAUUAUUCGACGAUGACUACGACACUGACAACAUGGCCAUGUCUACCAAUAGCUUGAAUAAAGACUCGCCGAACGGGGAGGCUGAAGCAUCCCAGAGCCAUGUCCUUGAAACGAUGGAGGCAGCUCUAAACGACAUCAUCACGAAUGAGCCAAAGAAUGCACGUGUGGAUGACUUGAAAGGAAGCACCGAUGCUACAUCCUCAUCCUCUCUAUUUGGACCAGAGCGUCCUGAAAUUUCACCUCGUAAUUCAUCAGAGGUCCCCUUAGGCGACAAUAUUCUCUUUGAGAAGACUGAGAAAAGCAAGAAGAGCAUCGCAUCACUCGGUCUUGUCGGCAAUGGACGCUUCGGCGUUUUCGACGACGACCUUUUCCCAGACCAGGAGAAGUUCAUCGAGGACGAGUACGAGGAGCCAGUUGACGACGCGGAUAAAGAUUCUGCAGACGAAGUCCAUGAGGCGGCACCCGGUGAUUUGGGCUUGACCGAGGCAAUCGAAGCGUUGACAGUCGACAUUGAGAAACUUACAUCUCAAGACUCGGUCGUGGAAGCAUUGACCCGCAAGGCCGAAUUGACGAACAACACUGCCGAAUUGCGCAUCCUACGCAAAUCCAAGGCGAGCAUCCAGCGAGAAAUCCACCGCAAGGAGAUGCAGCGGCAGCAGUAUAUCAUCCAAGAAGGCGAUAACAGCUUAUAUGGUCGAUCGACUGUGCGAAUCAAAUCAAUCAUGGUAGGCAACGAGCCAACUGAUGGUCGGGAAUUUGUUAUGUAUGUCGUCGAAGUCCAGCGCAACGCAGGCGAACAAAUGCCCGCCGCAUCAUGGGCCGUUCCGCGCCGCUACAGCGAAUUUCACGAACUACACCAAAAACUCCGCAACAGCUACGCAUCCGUGCGACACCUCGAAUUUCCCCGCCGCCGCAUGGUCAUGAAACUACAAAAGGAAUUCCUCCGCAAACGCCGCCAAGCCCUAGAAUCCUACCUCCAACAACUCCUCCUCCUCCCAGAAGUCUGUCGCAGCCGAGCCCUGCGCGCAUUCCUCUCGCAAAGCGCCAUUCUCCCCCGCACAGACAGCACCACCCACGCCGAAACCGAAACAAAAGACCUCGUCUCGCGCAUAUAUAGCUCCGUCGCAGACGGCAUGGACGAUUUCCUCGGCAACUUCGGCGUUCUGGAUCAAUUAUCAACAGCAGGCCAGAAUCUGAUUUCCGCCGCUACAGCAACACAAGGAUUGGCAUCGGCGUCAGCGUCGGCGUCAGCAGUCCCACUAGGCUCAAACGCCGUAACAAGCGCCGAAGCUGAAGCCGAACUCAACGCCUUCGAAGACAGAGACCUAGAACCCUUCAUCAAACCAAUCUGCGACCUAUUCCUCGAAACCUUCGAACUAAACCGGGGCAACAACUGGCUCCGCGGCCGAGCCGUCGUCGUCGUUCUCCACCAAUUACUCGGCGGAACAAUAGAGCGCAAAGUCCGCGACGGCGCACGCUCUCUAGGCCAAAAUGAAAAUCUGCUCAAAUACAUCUCUCUAGCGCGUGAUGCGCUCUGGCCAGAUGGAACGUUACGCAAAUUUCAGGCCCGAGCUGGUGCGGAGAAGUUGAAAAGUCGCGCUGAGGCUACUGUUGUGCUUGCUACGCUGCUCCCGGAUUUGGCGGGGAAUGUGGUGGGUAGGGCUAAUGCGCAGGCUGCGGCUAGGCGGAUAUUUGCGACGCUUAAUAAUAGGCAUCUUAAUGCUCAUUUGGCCUUUUCGGUUUUGGAUGAGAUUGUUUUGGUGCUUUUUGGCGCGGGUGGGAGGGGGAGGUGA
Molecule: messenger RNA, 3705 nt
Organism: Penicillium waksmanii
Lineage: Eukaryota; Fungi; Ascomycota; Eurotiomycetes; Eurotiales; Aspergillaceae
Gene: rgsC
Product: putative intermediate filament protein (Mdm1)
Exons: 3
Coding region: 1-3705 (1234 amino acids)
Cellular component (GO): intracellular membrane-bounded organelle
Molecular function (GO): phosphatidylinositol binding
Source: RefSeq, a predicted model, not a curated record